Messenger RNA from Neohortaea acidophila, 1026 nucleotides. RefSeq lists its product as uncharacterized. The transcript has a single exon. NCBI's taxonomy places the organism in Eukaryota, Fungi, Ascomycota, Dothideomycetes, Mycosphaerellales, Teratosphaeriaceae. The record is from RefSeq and is a predicted model, not a curated record. The coding region runs from base 238 to 990 and encodes 250 amino acids.
UUGAAUAAGUUUAAACUUUCCUAGUUGAGAAGGUACAUAGGACCAUAAGCCGAAGAGAAAAGAGGAUUCCGUCCGCUCUCCUGUACUCAAGCUUCGGACUGGUAGAUUAGUACUCAGGUGGGUGACCACUGGGGAAUCCCUGCUGUCCUAUGUGAAUUUUUGCCGAUUUUCUGCGAUUUUUGGCAUUGUUCUCCUCUGCUCUGCGUUUUUGUGCAUUUUUUUGAGGAAUUUUGAACUAUGUCUGGACUACAUCACAUUUUUGAGGAUGGAAGAAGCACAUUACGAUUACAUCGAAUGAAAGUUUCUCUCGAUUCAUGUUACUUGCGAUUGGUAUCAUGCAGGUUACAAUUGCUAGGGGAAAGAAAGGUCAUAGCCGCUGUCGACAACAUCUCGGUAGCGCUUGCACUCUUCAACCAGUCACAUCUCCUAGACUUCAGCCCUGUUCCGUGUAUGUAUAUGUACAGCUCUGUAACGAAAGGAUACCUCGAUCAGCCGCCAGCGUCGUACGGGGGCGUUGUAGAUUACAAACAUACCGCGGUAGUCCCAGAGACGCUGCAAUACCCGCCGAACGUGAAGUCGUCGCCCUGGUACAGUAUUCUCCUUAGCACAUGGAAGACUGAGGUUUUAGGAAGGGGCAAGGUGGACGUGGCGCCAACAGCGGCUGGUCAGACAACGUACCUCAAAGGAACACGGACACCCGGCUUGCGAUACUGCACAGUCUUGAUUAUUAAAAAUGACGCUGGUGCAGGAGGAAGUUGUAGGUGGUGGUGUUAUUGUCGAUGUGGACGAUGUUGUGGUCGUGGUCGUUGUGCUAGUUGUGGUCGUGGUCGUGGUCGUGGUCGUGGUCGUCGUGGUCGUCGUUUUCUCCGGAGGAGGCGCUUUGUGGUGUGGAGGCGGAGGCGGAUGAUGGUGCGGCGGCCAUCGCUCCUCCAAUGCAAUUACUGCGGACACGAGGGUGAAGAGACACAGAGCCUGGAGCUUCAUGUUUGAUCAAAGCUGUAAAGCAUAGAGCAGAUAACGGGAAAG